This is a messenger RNA of Medicago truncatula (barrel medic), 852 nucleotides long. RefSeq names its product pentatricopeptide repeat-containing protein At1g06143. The transcript has a single exon. Gene Ontology annotation, biological process: RNA modification. Lineage: Eukaryota; Viridiplantae; Streptophyta; Magnoliopsida; Fabales; Fabaceae. Bases 1 to 852 code for a protein of 283 amino acids. Gene Ontology annotation, molecular function: protein binding; RNA binding. The record is from RefSeq and is a predicted model, not a curated record.
AUGAGUAUCUACCCGUCUCUCAUCUAUGUGUGUGUUAGGGUGAAUUCCCUUGGAAGAUUGUCAGUUGUUUUAGCAGAUUAUUGUGAAAAAAAAAGUUUGAACUUGCAUGUAGAUUAUGAAGAGCUCUCCCUCAGAACUAAAGUUCUUCGUGGAGAGAAAGUGGAAAGGUCUGUUGCUGCAAUAGCAGGAAAACACUUCCUCACCAUCAAUAAUUUCAUGAGAGCUUUUAACAUGGUAAAACAUGAUGAAUUUGUUUUAGCUCUAUUUAACUCGGUGGGUUUCAGAGGGUUGGCUCCUGAUGAGUCAACACUUGAUGAGUUAAUUUCAUCUGCUUGUUGUUCAGGAUUGAGUGUAUUAUCAUCCGCAAAGUGCAUUCACGCAGUGGUGGUCAAACACACCUUCUUUAAUCCAACGGUAAAGCUGUCAAACUCACUUAUGAGAAUGUACUUCAUUUGCGGAGACAUCGAUGCGGCAAUUCAACUGUUUCAUUCUUUGCCUGAGAAGAAUCUCGGUUCGUGGAACCGCUAUCUCACUGGUCUUGCUCAUUCUGGUUUCGUCGUCCAAUGGGUCAAAGCGUUGGACGAUAUGUUACUCGCAAAUUUUAAACCAAACCCUGCCACUUUCCUUGCUAUUUUCACCGCUUGUUGUCAUUCGGUUGAAGUCGAUCUUGGCAUGCGCUUUUAUAAGUUGAUGUCGAAAUACGAUAUCACACCAACUUUGAAGCACAAUGGUGUGAUUAUCGACAUGCUUAGUCGAGCAGGCCGUUUUAACAUGGCACUUGAUUUCAUAGGCAAGAUGGGUUUUCCUGCUAACGAUAUCAUCUCUGUUCAGUGGUGCCAAGUUGCACAAUAA